Molecule: messenger RNA, 1599 nt
Organism: Periconia digitata
Lineage: Eukaryota; Fungi; Ascomycota; Dothideomycetes; Pleosporales; Periconiaceae
Source: the annotation of a GenBank genome assembly
CGUAUUGGACACCAAGCUAAGAACCAAUAUAGUUACCAAAUACUGCCCAAUCGAGUCUCCACGAUGACACCCAAGACUAUCGACUUGCCAGAGGCUCUUGCGCAGCUGGAGCCCCUCAGCCCCGACCAAUAUUUCACGGCUUUUGGCCCAGCGGGACAGCAAUUUCUCGGCACGCCCAAUGGCUACUACGCUACAUCGGUUCCGGCAUGUGUUCUUGAGGACUUGCUCAGCGGAAGAGUCCGAAAGGUCCUUUGGGCUUCCUUUGGACACGUAGAUAAAUCUUACUUCUUCUUAUACGAGAAGAAGGAUGGCAGCUGCGAAUUCCGCGGUGGCAAGAAAUUGCCCUUUAACCUUGACCAGUUCUUCCGCCACGUCUCGACGACAUUCCACAAGCUGGCAGCCCAGCUUCGUGUUCAGCUUGGCGACAACGGCUCUUACGUCGCUUGGAGUGGCAGCUUCUGGAUCUGCGACGGGCUUCCCAAGGAAAUGUUUCGGACUCUGAAAACCCUCAGCUCCUUGAACGAGCUCGAUGAGACAGUCACUGGCGCAGCCGGUAUCUUUGGACCAGGAGACGUGAAGAAUGUUACUUGGCACAAGUCCGGCAGCUUCUUUAUCGAGGGAGUGGAGCCUAGCAAGUCACAGUGGUUUUUCCAGGCUGGAGCCUUGGAGAAAGGAUGGAAGAUGUUGUGGGGUAACAGCAAAGAAUUGCUCGAGUCAAUCGCGCACGUUUCCAUCGGCCCCCAUUCGCCUACUGGCGGUAGUUUCCUGAUCGUCAAAACCAAACAAGCAGACGAGGAGCCCGAUCUCGUUCUACGCCUUGAGCCUGAUGAAAUGUUCUCGCGGCUCGAAGGUCAAGAGAUCCCAGGUCUCACUAACGCGCACCGUCACGUUGCAAAGGAAAAGCAGCCCGGUGCGAACUCUACUGGUGAAGCGUCAACCAGGCAGGCCAUGAACGUUGCGGAUCGUACCGAUACCAAAGAAGGCGACCCUCAAUGGGCUCGUGCCAAGUCCAAUAAAAGGACUCACGCAAAGGACAGGUGGGAACUAGCGAUGGCAGGCGGAGAACGCGUUCAGGUUCUGCAAAACGUCGGCAAUGGAUGGCUUCUGGUGCAGAACAGCGAAGGUGUUAGGGGCUGGGCACAUGAAAACUCUAUCACGUUGGAAGAGAAGAAGGUCGACGCCCGAGAGGCCUAUACUCGUUGGAAGACAACGACUACUCUUCUCAUGGGAGCCGGUGCCGGUGCAAUUCGUGCAUUCCCUGAUCCCAAAAAGUACAUGGAUACAUGCAGGAACGAGCGGUGCGAAUUGGCCAAGGGUGGAGAGCUGGGCAUCUGUGCUCACGACUUGAAGAAGCUUCUGAGUGGUUCGGAUGCGUUCUCAUUCGAAUUCCUCAAGACAGAGCGCCUCAAGUGGCACCCGGACAGUUUCGGUCGAUACUGUCACCCGGACCAUCGCGAGGAACUCAAGGCCAAGUCCCAGGCGCUGUUCGUGCUUUUCGGUGUCCUGAUGGACACAUGGAAGAUGAUUGAGGAGAUUCGCGUGCACGUGUCUUCGAAUAUGAAGAACACAAUCAAUGCCGUACUCGGAAUUCAAAACUAG